AUGUUGUGUGUUUAUGUAUGUGUAGAAGAGAGCGACGGUUUUGCAAAAGAACAUGCUUUUCAGCGGAAAGUGGCGUGAACCACUUUCAGAAAGCUCUCUUUUCUCUUCUCGCUCUCUUUAUUUUGAAGACUAUCUCGCCUUCGUAGAAUUUUUUGGUUUCUCCUGCAAACCAUGAGAUAAAAUUUUGGGCAAUUGAUAUAUGCCCCAUGCAAAAUUAACGAAAUUCCGGAGUCUGCACUUGUGACACUUUCUAUAUGAUUUCUUUCUUACCGCUAACAAAUAUUUUCUCUAUACAGAUACUUUUCAGAAAGUACUAAUUACUGGCGGUGCCAGUGGAAUCGGCGCUGCUUGUGCCAAGCUUCUGGUGGAGGAAGGCUGUCAAGUCGCAAUAUGGGAUAUUCACGAGGAAAAUCUCGCCAAUAUUCACCGUGAGCUCGAGAAAACUGGAUACACUGUAAGUUAUAUGUUAGUGCGAAUUCAUUUUUGCCAUCCUUUCAGAUCUACACACAAAAAGUUGAUCUUUCGAAUGAAUCGGAGAUCCUCAAAGCUUGUGAUGACUUGAAAGAGCGCUUCGGAGACGUCGACAUUCUCUUCAACAACGCCGGGCUUGGCAAUGCGUCGAGUUUCCUCCAGAGCAACACCGAGACAAUGAAAUACAUUUUCGAUGUGAAUAUUUUUGCUCACAUGCAUGUAAGUUGGAAUUUUCGACGAAUUCUCUGGAAAAUUUUUGAGUGUUUUGAUAUAAUCGUUUGCAGAUUGUCAGACAACUUUUGCCAAGGAUGAUAGAAAAGGGCGAAGGGCAUAUUGUGGCUACAAGCUCGUUCGGAGGGAUCUGUGCACUCGGAGGUAGGCGGUUUUGAUUUUUAGGACUCUCAAAGCCUUUAACUUCUUCUGCGUCGAGCGGCUGCAUGAUGAAAGAAGAGCGGCAAGAGAAAAUUUUAUGGCCAUAAUCUCAAAAAUUUAAAUUUAUGCCAAGUGUCAUGAAAAUCAAGGCAUCCCACUUGGCAUACACAAUAGUGGAGGACCUGAUCCAGUGGCAAAAAAGCAUACCAUUUUGCAUACCGGAAGUGUCAAAAAUGUGGCAAAAUACCUCCAUUUCCACGUGAAACACUCGGAUUUCAAAGGCGAGCCCGCUUUUUUUGCGAGAGAAAAGACGCGCUCUUCAAAACGGAGUUUUUCGCUCGAAAAAGAAGGUAUUUUGCUGCAUUUUCGAUACUUCCCGGAUGCGAAAUUUUACGUUCUUUGCCAGUGGAUUCUGUCCUCUACUGUACAUAUUUGCUGUACAAAUUCAGAGCGAAUUAAUCACCUCUUUUCAGAGUUCGUUGACUACUCUACCACAAAAUUUGCGGUCAGAGGAUUCAUGGAAGCUCUCAAUAAUCAACUGGAACUUCAAGGGGUAUCUGGGAUUGAGUUUACCACAGUGUUCCCGGGGUAUGUUCGAACGCCCAUCUGGAAGGAGUUCAAUCCCGGAAAACAGUACAUCCCGGUGAUCGACGCGGACGAAAUGGCCGAGGAAAUAGUCCGGGGGAUAAAACUGAACCAAAAAGAAGUCAUUUAUCCAAAAAGGCUUACUUGGAUCAUGAUUGCUAAAGCGUAAGUGCAAUUUAUAAUGUUUUUACAGUAAAAAAUAUAUAUAUAUUUAGGAUCCUACCACUAAAUGUUCAACGGAGCCUGUUGCUGCACAAGUUUUGCUGGUCGUGA
This is a messenger RNA of Bursaphelenchus xylophilus (pine wood nematode), 1701 nucleotides long. The record is from the annotation of a GenBank genome assembly. Lineage: Eukaryota; Metazoa; Nematoda; Chromadorea; Rhabditida; Aphelenchoididae.